This is a messenger RNA of Helianthus annuus (common sunflower), 643 nucleotides long. RefSeq names its product CAAX prenyl protease 2. The transcript is spliced from 5 exons. NCBI's taxonomy places the organism in Eukaryota, Viridiplantae, Streptophyta, Magnoliopsida, Asterales, Asteraceae. The record is from RefSeq and is a predicted model, not a curated record. Gene Ontology annotation, cellular component: endoplasmic reticulum membrane. The coding region runs from base 89 to 622 and encodes 177 amino acids. Gene Ontology annotation, molecular function: metalloendopeptidase activity. Gene Ontology annotation, biological process: CAAX-box protein processing.
UGGAACAUGUCAUACUUGCUUAGUGCGUAUCGUAUCCGUCUACACCACACCAUUGCUAAAAUUUUCUGCUGAAAGUGGAAUUUUAUGUAUGAAACAGUGGGAAGCUGUCGGUUUUCCUCUUUGCCUGACUUCUUUAAUGUAUAUGGGCUGGUUUAUUCUCAAAUGUUAUCAAUUUGGAGCUCAUGGGCCGAACAUGGGGAUCGUCAGAUGGAUAUGUCAUUUCAUGGAUAUUUCAGUUUGGAGAAUGUAUAUUGUGGCUCCUUUUACGGAAGAGUUAGUUUUCAGAGCUUGUAUGAUAUCGUUACUUUUAUGUGGAGGAUUUAAACCGUAUACAGUAAUACUUCUCUCCCCUGUUCUUUUUAGCCUAGCUCACUUGAACCACUUAUUGGAGUUCUACAUUCAACAAAAUUCCAGCUUGCUGAAAGCCUCCAUGGUUGUAGGACAUAUUGCAGCACCACUUGUGUCACAUAUGUUUUGCAAAAUCAUGGGUCUUCCUGCCUUCUUUUCACCAAGGACAUGUAACAAAACACAUACUCAUGAACACAAUCAUUUAUUGGUUUUUUAUGGCUUAAUAUUUUAUAUUUUUGACAACCUUUUUGAGUGGAAAUAUCAAGGUUGGUGAGUGUGGGAUUUGUAGCAGGAG